This is a messenger RNA of Pteronotus mesoamericanus, 3184 nucleotides long. It is a transcript of the gene MAN2B1, whose product is annotated as mannosidase alpha class 2B member 1. The transcript is spliced from 24 exons. Bases 28 to 3093 code for a protein of 1021 amino acids. Gene Ontology annotation, biological process: mannose metabolic process. Lineage: Eukaryota; Metazoa; Chordata; Mammalia; Chiroptera; Mormoopidae. The record is from RefSeq and is a predicted model, not a curated record. Gene Ontology annotation, molecular function: carbohydrate binding; alpha-mannosidase activity. Gene Ontology annotation, cellular component: lysosome.
GGAGGAGGCUGUGGCGGUGGCGGGGCUAUGGGAGCCGACGCGCGGCCUUCUGGGGUCCGCGCUGGCGGCGGCCGGGUCGCAAUGGGGCCACCGAUCCCGCCUCUUUCUUUCCUUCUUUUGUUUUUGGCUGUGCCUAGCGCUCGGGCCGCGGGAUACGAGAAAUGCCCCACGGUGCAGCCGGACAUGCUCAACGUUCACCUGGUGGCCCACACGCAUGAUGACGUGGGCUGGCUCAAGACAGUGGACCAGUACUUUUAUGGCAUUUACACUAGCAUCCAGCAUGCGGGCGUUCAGUACAUUCUAGACUCCGUCAUCUCUUCCCUGCUGGCGGAGCCCACCCGUCGCUUUGUCUAUGUGGAGAUGGCCUUCUUCUCCCGUUGGUGGCAUCAACAGACAAAUGCAACACAGGAUGUUGUGCGGGACCUGGUGCGCCAGGGGCGCCUGGAGUUUGCCAACGGUGGCUGGGUGAUGAAUGAUGAGGCGGCCACCCACUACGGAGCCAUCAUAGACCAGAUGACACUAGGGCUGCGCUUCCUGGAGGACACCUUUGGCAAUGACGGGCGCCCCCGUGUGGCCUGGCACAUUGACCCCUUCGGCCAUUCUCGGGAGCAGGCCUCACUGUUCGCACAGAUGGGUUUUGACGGCUUCUUCUUCGGGCGCCUGGAUUAUCAAGAUAAGUUCGUGCGGAUGAAGAAUCUCGAGAUGGAGCAGGUGUGGCGGGCCAGUGCCAGCCUGAAGCCCCCAGCUGCUGACCUCUUCACCAGCGUGCUCCCCAACAUGUACAACCCGCCGGAGCAUCUGUGCUGGGAUGUCCUGUGUGCUGACAAACCCAUCGUGGAGGACCCCCGCAGCCCUGAGUACAAUGCCAAAGAACUGGUCGAUUACUUCCUACAGUUAGCUACUGCCCAGGGCCGGUUCUACCGCAGCAACCACACCGUGAUGACCAUGGGUUCAGACUUCCAGUACGAGAAUGCCAACAUAUGGUUCAAGAACCUUGAUAAGCUCAUCCGGUUGGUCAAUGCCCAGCAGGCCAACGGGAGCCGUGUCAAUGUUCUCUACUCCACUCCAGCCUGUUACCUCUGGGAGCUGAACAAGGCUAACCUCACCUGGUCGGUGAAACAGGAUGACUUCUUCCCCUAUGCGGAUGGGCCCCACCAGUUCUGGACUGGCUUCUUUUCUAGCCGUCCGGCGCUCAAACGCUACGAACGCCUCAGCUAUAACUUCCUGCAGGUGUGCAACCAGCUGGAAGCGCUGGCCGGCCCGGCGGCCAACGUGGGACCCUAUGGCUCUGGAGACAGUGCACCCCUCAACGAGGCAAUGGCUGUGCUUCAGCACCACGAUGCAGUCAGUGGGACCUCCAAGCAACACGUUGCAGACGACUACGCACGCCAGCUGGCAGCAGGGUGGGGCCCCUGCGAGGUUCUCCUGAGCAAUGCACUGGCGCGGCUCAGCGGCUCCAAAGAGAAGUUCGUUUUUUGCCGCAACCUCAAUAUUAGCCAGUGUCCACUCAGCCAAUCUGCAGAGAGAUUCCAGGUGACCAUUUAUAACCCCUUGGGGAGGAAAGUAGAUUGGAUGGUGCGGCUUCCAGUCAGCAAACACACUUUCCUUGUGAAGGAUCCCAGUGGCACAGUUGUGCCCAGCGAUGUGGUGACAAUGCCCAGCUCAGACAUUCAGGAGCUGCUUUUCUCAGCCUCGGUGCCUGCCCUUGGCUUUAGUAUCUACUCAGUCACCAAGGUGCCCCGCCAAAGCCCACAGGCUCGCAUCCACCAGUCUAGAUCCCGCAUCAAGCACACGUCCCCCGUCAAGCACACGUCCCCCGUCAAGCACACGUCCCCCGUCAAGCACGCGUCUCGCAUCAAGUCCUCGUCCCAUGUCUUGACCAUCCAAAACGAGCACAUCAGGGCCAGGUUUGACCCUGACACAGGGUUCCUGAUGGAGAUAAAGAACCUGGACCAGGACCUACUGCUGCCUGUUCGCCAAGCCUUCUACUGGUACAACGCCAGUACAGGCAACAGCCUAAGCACCCAGGUCUCGGGUGCCUACAUCUUCAGACCCAGUCGACAGGAACCACUGCCCAUGAGCCAUUGGGCUCAGACCCGCCUGGUGAAGACGGCCUUGGUUCAGGAGGUGCACCAGAACUUCUCAGCCUGGUGUUCCCAGGUGGUUCGUCUGUACCCAGGUCAGCGGCACCUGGAGUUGGAGUGGACGGUGGGACCGAUACCUGUGGGUGAUGACUGGGGGAAGGAAGUGAUCAGUCGUUUUGACACUCCGCUGGAGACAAAAGGACACUUCUUCACUGACAGCAAUGGCCGGGAGAUCCUGGAGAGGAGGAGGAAUUACCGACCUGCCUGGAAGUUGAACCAGACUGAGCCAGUGGCAGGAAACUACUAUCCAGUCAACAGCCGCAUUUAUAUUACGGAUGGGAAAGUGCAGCUGACGGUGCUGACGGAUCGCUCCCAGGGGGGCAGCAGCCUGAGAGAUGGCUCCGUAGAGCUCAUGCUGCACCGCAGGCUGUUGAAAGACGACGAACGUGGAGUCGGGGAGCCGCUGCUGGAGAACGGGUUGGGGUUGUGGGUGCGAGGGCGCCACCUUGUGCUGCUGGAUAAGGCCCGGACCGCGGCUGUCAGGCACCGGUUGCAGGCUGAAAAGGAGCUCCUGGCCCCGCAGGUGGUGCUGGCCCCGGGUGGCGGCAUCCCCUACCACUUGGGGGUAGCCCCGCGCAAGCAGUUCUCGGGACUCCGCCGGGAGCUGCCGCCCAAUGUACACCUGCUCACACUGGCGCGUUGGGGCCCUAAAAUGCUGCUGCUGCGCUUUGAACACCAGUUCGCCGUAGGGGAGGACAAGGGCGGCAACUUGAGCUCUCCGGUUACCUUGGACUUGAGGGACCUGUUCUCUGCCUUCACCAUCACCGACCUUAAGGAGACCACGCUGGCCGCCAACCAGCUUCGGGCCAGUGCCUCCAGACUCCAGUGGACACAGAACACGGGCCCCACCCUCAAGCCCUUUCCCUCGAGGCUGGACCCUGCCAGCAUCACACUGCAGCCCAUGGAGAUCCGCACGUUCCUGGCCUCCGUGCAGUGGGAGGACAGCUAGACCUGCUGGGGCCAGGCUGCCCCCUUUCCAGUCUGAUCCCCUUCUCUUGCUGCUGCUGCCACCCGUGAAAGCCAUUAAAGUGCCACUAGCA